CCAUGACUUUAUUUAUUUCAAAGCAUCCUGAUCUAGUUAACUAUUUACUCUUGUGUUUUCGGCCUCACUGCCCUACACUCAUUGGCUCUUUCUCAGUGCCACCACACCCAUUAUUUGCGAGUCACAUGAUGACAACACAGCAUUGCAGGGCUGAAAGGCACGUGAAUUCCGCGGAUAAAUGCUUAUAAUAGAACCUAAUAAUCAAUGAGGUAUGAGCCUUUGCUCUAAAUAUUAAUAUUCCAUCUAGCCAUGAGUCACAACCUCAACGGUAGAUUGUUUGCCGAGACGCCCCUCAGCAUUCGUGUUGGCAGCAACAAAAAACUUUAUUAUGUUCAUCCUAAGGCACUUUCAUCGUCCUCUUCAUCGGCUCUUCAUGCUAGAGUCACCGGGCCAUGGAUGAACUGCGGGGAUGGGGAGAUCGAUUGGACUGACUUCGAUGAACAAACAAUUGACUGUGUUCUGAACUUCUUGUACACCGGGGACUAUCAAGCAGGUCGAAUUACUCAAAGGCCUGGGGAACAGUCUCAACAAAGGGCCACAGAAGAGUCUGAGGAAAUAGAAAAGGAUAAAGAAAUACAUGCUUCUCGGCAGCAAUUAAAAGAAUAUGAACUUGCCUAUCGUUCAAUCCAUGAACCAUUAAGCCCCAUUGAAUCCUGCCUUGAUUACCAUUUGCCUUUCGAGGACAGUCCCGUUAAAGCGGUUACUUUAUGUCAAGAGACUCUCUACGAAGACAUUCCGAAUGAGCUCCUGCUUCAUGCAAAGGUCUACUUAUUUGCCCAUAGAUAUCUUCUAGAUGAUUUAGCCGACCUUUCAUUACGAUACUUGCAGCAAGCACUCAUUAACCUUCCAAAAAAGCAGCCUGACUUUCCCCAACAGCUUGCGGAUGCUGUUUGUCUCAUAUAUACUGAGACAGCCACAUCUGAGCUGCAGGAGAACCCUGGAAGGAAACUGCUCUCCCAAUUUGUUGCACUGAAAUAUACCGGGCUCUACAAUGAUCGCCUCGAGAAGCUCUUAGCUGAAGGAGGACCGUUUACAAUCGAUGUAUCCAGAAAGCUUGCCCGGCGACUUAUGAGCAGUCCUCUGGAAGAGAGAAUACAAGAGCUUUCGAAUUCCAAUGAGUCACUACGCGCCGAAUUAGCCGAUAAGGACCGGGAGACAAAGGCACUUACCAGAGAAUUGCACAAUCGGGCUGUCUGGAAUAAUAAUUUACCCGUUCGAGCAGUGUUCGGCCAGGAUCGAUCUCGAUAGGCCGUUUGGAAGCUCAUUAGGCAUAGACAAAGCACUCUCUCUCUUGCUGUCCGAGGGCCUUCAAUACUACUUCGAAUUCGAGAUUCGGCUUGCA
Molecule: messenger RNA, 1342 nt
Organism: Aspergillus ibericus CBS 121593
Lineage: Eukaryota; Fungi; Ascomycota; Eurotiomycetes; Eurotiales; Aspergillaceae
Exons: 4
Coding region: 250-1248 (332 amino acids)
Source: RefSeq, a predicted model, not a curated record